AUGGACAAGAAGAAGGCCAUAACAGCUAGGCUCGCUGCGCAACGCCUAUUAGAUGCCACGACUGAUGCCGCCAAAACCCUCCAGAAAGCCGGCAGGGAGAUCGAAUGCGCCGCGCUGCUUCUGUGGGAGGAGAUACCGGCAUGGCAGCAGGAUGGGAAUCAGUUCAUGGAGACUGGGUACCGACCACCAGCCGACGGCUCAUACCGAAAAUGCUUGAAGAGCUGGACAUACAUCCACAACGAGACCGGCAAUAUCUUCUUCCAUCUCAUUGGCUCGCUACUGUUCUUCACGUUGCCGAUUGGUGUAUACAAGGAGCUUGCGCCGCGGUAUGCAACGGCGGACAGGGCCGACGUUUUUGUCUUUGCGACAUUCUUCUCAGGGGUUGCGAUUUGCUUUGCGCUUUCGACGCUAUUGCACACCGUCAUGAACCACAGCGAAGAGGGGGCCAACUUCGGCGUUCAAUUAGACUACCUCCGAAUCCUCCUACUCAUUGUCAAUUGUAGCUUCGGUGGCAUGCGCGGGUGGUGGAGGACAUCCGGAGGGUUUGAGUGGGGGUUUGCGAUCACCCUACGCCCUGGCUUUCGAUCGCCACACCUCAAAAGUGACCGUGUUCUGGAGAAUCGCCACUCUGGAGCAGAGUUGGUCUUCCAAGUGUCGUUGAGACUUGAAGUUGAGUACGAAACUCCUCUCAACACCUGGGCACGACAAGACGAUCGUCCACAUCUCAUUGCUCGUCUCGCCAGAGCAGCACAUGAACUUCCAUCGGGUGGAGCCAUCAACAAGUAUGACUCGAUGUAUCCACGCAGUAUCGGCCAGCGUACAUCCAUAGCAGUGCAUGCUCGAUCCGAUGUCCCCUCUACCACGGCGUCGGACAAUAUUCCCCAACUGACCCGGGGGGACUCGAGCGCAUCAUCGAUCAGUUCUGCUGACACCGACUUGGCAAGCGCUCUGGAUGGCAUGCGUAUAUUAGAAUCGGUCGACGGCGUGCUUCAAGUGCCUGACACAAGCCGGCCUCAUGCGGACUUGAUCUGCCCUUGGCAGAUCCUCGACUGCGAAGAAACAUUCAAUGACAUCAGGGUAUGGAAAACUCACGUCUUCGCGCAUUUUCGUGGUCAUCAAUGUCCAGAGACUGCAACUUGCUUCCUUUGUGAGAGAGUCUUUGAUCAGUCUCCACGUGAUGACUCGGCACGUGCGUGGAAUGAGAUGCUCUCCCACAUGGCGACAGAGCAUUUUCGCGGCAUGGGUCAAAGACUCGCGACGAUACGGAUUGACUUCAAUCUGAUGAGAUGGAUGUACAACCGACGCAUCAUUACUCCUGUACAAUUCAGGGCGACCCAACUGUUGCCGCGACCAACUGUGUUAGCAGAGAGCACGGGUGAAGUCGUCAACAUGCCCGAGGCACCAAUGGCGCCAUCACCUGCGUCACCAUCAUCAUCGCCUCCGGUUGAACAAAGCGAUGUAUAUACCGUCCAGGCAUCACCGCGACGAGAAAGAAGGCCCAGGUCGAGAGCAAGAACAGGAAUGAAUUGA
Molecule: messenger RNA, 1530 nt
Organism: Endocarpon pusillum Z07020
Lineage: Eukaryota; Fungi; Ascomycota; Eurotiomycetes; Verrucariales; Verrucariaceae
Exons: 6
Coding region: 1-1530 (509 amino acids)
Cellular component (GO): membrane
Molecular function (GO): signaling receptor activity
Source: RefSeq, a predicted model, not a curated record